Messenger RNA from Penicillium paradoxum, 2016 nucleotides. RefSeq names its product stress-regulated transcription factor RPN4. Gene Ontology annotation, biological process: regulation of transcription by RNA polymerase II. Lineage: Eukaryota; Fungi; Ascomycota; Eurotiomycetes; Eurotiales; Aspergillaceae. The transcript has 2 exons. Gene Ontology annotation, cellular component: nucleus. The coding region runs from base 1 to 2016 and encodes 671 amino acids. The record is from RefSeq and is a predicted model, not a curated record.
AUGCUUAUGUACCCACGUAAGGGUCUCAUCACCGAUCCCUACAACGCAGAGGACAUCAUCAUACAAGACGACCAAUACCCACUUGAUUUCUAUUCCGAGAACGUCUUGAAUUGCGCUGAAGCUCGUCUGCAAUCACCGUUCGAGUGCCACCCCACUGUACAGCUCUCCCCGCCAUCCUCUGUACCUUCCUCGCCUGCUUUCUCUUCUCCGACGUUCUCAAUUUCCUACCCACAGACAUCUGAUUGUCAGUCUUUCGGGGCUCCUUCGAUGACCCCGUCGCAUUCCUACAACCCGUCAUUCGACAUCCAGGGUUCCAAUUCGCCUUCGCACUACCUACCUCAAUAUCCUCAGCAAUAUUAUACCCCGAUGUUGGCGCAACAGCCUCUUGCAAGCAGCCAGGGUUGGGACAGCAACUUGCAGUUGCUAAGCCCUGCGCGCAUCCAUUAUCCUGGUAUUCAAAAGCGAUCCUCGCCCUCGGUAUCAUCGCGCUCAGUUCCUUCGGGCUUGGCAGCCAACAACUACCACCGCCGGUCCCACAGCUCCAACAAGCCAUUGCCCACCCCGGUGCAAACUCCCAUUCAGAACUCAUUCCUUGCGACUCCCUUCCAGAACUUCGAUCCCUCAUCCCAAGAUGGUCACAGUGCUGAGGCCGAGUCUGCGAUGAGAAAGGCGAUCAUGGACCAGCAGAAGCAGUCCCCUUCACAACAGCUGCAGAGCGAGUACUCGCUAGCUCCCUCUGUGUCAACAAUGAGCCACAAUUCACCAGUGACCCCGCAAACAAGUCUCGAUGAACUCGAUAACGCAUCCAAGUCGAUGAGCAAUGGUGAGACUCGAUUUCCUGAGGUUGAUCGGUGGAUGGACCAAUACUUACGUUUCGAUGCACCCCCAGAAUAUAACACUGCCAAUGGUGCCAUGUCAAUGGGAAUCCCCAAGUUGGACAGAACUAUUUCCGAUAUUUACCAAGACGAACUGUACAACCCCGCUAUGAUGGCCACGCCCCAGGUGUCCAAGCCGAUGGGACAGAACCUCAACCCGCGCAACUUUAUCGCCGAUCGUCUGCAAGCUGCCAACCAAGGACACAUGUCUGCUCGCUCGCAAUCGCCCGCUAACAGACGGGAUCGCUCACCCUUCCGUCCUUCUUCCCCAUUCGCGGGUGACCUUGGUAACAACGCUCUUCAGCAGCCUCCGAUGGCCACCAGCAUCCCCAUGGGACAAAAUGGAAUGAACAGCAUGAGCAUGAGCCAGACCUCCAACACUGGAGAUAUCAAGACUAUGUCCCCCAAGGAUGCAGUUUUGGAUUUCCACGAUGGAGAUGACUCCAUGCCUCCUCUCUUCCCCCCAACCCAGGCUGAUUUCAACUUGGGUGAUGCACUUGGCUUGCAACGCGAUAAUGGCUCAAUGCGACCGAUGGAAACAUUCCCUCAAUAUACAUCCUCCACCAUGUCACAACCACAGUUCGCAUUCUCCCAACCUCAGAUCCAUCGCCCUCAAAGCAACCUUCUGCAGCAGAAUGUCGAGUUCCCCUCACUUCCGGGAGUGGAGUCUACCGAGACUACGCCGCAGAGCCAGGUCAACAUGCCGAUUACAGAGGGUAUCUCCCGCCCCGCCGAUACAUCAUCAGAUACCGGCACCUACACUUGCACCUAUCACAAUUGCACAUACCGCUUCGAAACUCCCUCCAGACUUCAACGACACAAGCGCGAGGCACACCGACAAACAACACCGGGUGGCCACUUAGUCAGCCGCGACGCCUCGCUACGCAAUUCCCAGGCUGGACCGCACAAGUGCGAACGCAUCAACCCGUCUACAGGCAAAGCAUGCAAUUCCAUCUUCUCUCGGCCUUACGAUCUUACACGACAUGAACAUACCAUCCACACCGCCGGGAAGCAGAAGGUGCGCUGUCAUAUUUGCAAUGAGGACAAGACCUUCAGCCGAAACGAUGCUCUGACGAGGCACAUGCGUGUGGUUCAUCCCGAAAUCGACUGGCCAGGCAAGCAGCGCAGGAGAAGAGACUGA